ACUAUUUGAUUCAAAUAAGAUUUUCUGCGAAUAAAUCGACAGAUUCAUACUGUAUCCUCUCUGAAGUGCAGUGUAUUAUGGGUAAGGACGUCAGGUCCGCCAUAUCGGUCUUUUCUCAGCGGCUGAAGGAGAGAGAAGGGAGUCAUGAAAGGGAUCCGAACAUUGAAUCAUCUCUCCAGACGAUGCUAUGCAGCCAGGAGGAGUGAUACCCUGACUGAGCCCUAUUCUGGCCUCAAGAAGGCCUCAGUCUCUCUCCCUCCACAGAAUGUCCAGGUUUCAAAGCUGCCAAAUGGCCUUGUGAUUGCUUCCUUGGAGAACUACUCUCCUGUGUCCAACGUGGGUGUGUUUGUAAAGGCAGGCAGUCGCUAUGAGACCGUGGGGAGCCAGGGGGUCAGCCACGUGCUGCGGUUGGCAGCUAACCUUACUACUAAGGGUGCGUCUGCAUUAAGAAUAUGUCGGGGCGUGGAGGCAGUGGGAGGCAGUCUGAGUGUAACGUCAUCAAGAGAGACCAUGGUAUACUCGGUUGAGUGCUUGAGAGACCACUUAGACUCUGUUAUGGAGUACCUGAUUAAUAUGAUCACAGCCCCAGAGUUCAGGCCAUGGGAGGUGGAAGACCUCACUUCCAGGGUGAAGAUAGACAAGGCCCUGGCCCAGCAGUGCACACAGAUAGGUGUCCUUGAGAAGCUGCAUGAAGCUGCGUACAAGAACGCCCUCUCCAACUCCCUAUACUGUCCCGACUACAUGGUCGGCCGGAUCACUCCGGAAAAGCUGCGGUCCUUCAUUGAGAACAAUUUCACCAGUGCGAGAAUGGCCCUAGUAGGACUAGGGGUGAAACACUCGGUGCUGAGGCAGGUGGGGGAACUGUUUCUUGGCGGACGCAGUGGGGCCGGAGCAACUGGUGCCAAGGCUCACUAUCGCGGAGGCGAGUUGCGAAUGCAGAACGGCGACAAUCUGGUUCAUGCACUGAUCGCCAGCGAAGCUGGCAUUGCAGGAUCGUCGGAGGCCAACGCCUUCAGUGUGCUGCAGAGGGUUCUUGGAGCUGGGCCGCAUGUGAAGAGAGGCUCCAACGUCACUAGCAAACUGAGCCAGGGCAUUGCCAAGGCAACCACAAAACCUUUUGACGCUACAGCCUUCAAUGCCACAUACUCUGACUCUGGCCUUUUUGGAGUCUACACCAUUGCCCAAGCAGACUCUGCCGGAGAGGUGAUCAAGGCCAGUAUUGCCCAGGUGGUGGGCAUAGCCCAGGGAAACCUGUCUGAAGAGGAUGUGAACAGAGCAAAGAACCAGAUGAAAGCAGAGUAUCUGAUGUCCAUGGAGAGUUCAGCGUGUGUGCUGGAGGAGCUGGGGGCUCAGGUCCUGGCCAGCGGGGCCUACCAGGCACCAGAGAACAUCACACAGUGCAUUGACACAGUCACCCACACUGAUGUGGUCAAUGCUGCAAAAAAGUUUGUGGACAGCAAUAAAUCCAUGGCAGCCAGUGGACACCUCUUUAACACACCCUUCAUUGAUGAAUUAUGAAACUACGAUUUAACUACAACAACUAAUACACCUUUAUUUAACAUUUGAACCUGUGAAGGUUGUGCCUAGCUGCUUACCGAAGAAGAGGAGGAGGAUCCCCUAAACCAUAUCCUCCCUCUGCAAAUGAUAAUCCUCUGGUGGCAAUCGUUUAAAGGUUGUUCACAAAUAACUGUAAAUGGGGAUCUGGAGUAAUGUUUUUCUGUCCAUGUCACUGUAUAUCUGAUGUAAAUUCAUUAAAAGAUCUAUAUAAGGUAAACAAAGGUAAUGGUAUUUGCUCAAAUUUACAUUGCAUGUUAGUACAGUCAUGACCAACAGGAGGCGACAAUGCAAAGACUAAUCUAUUAUUAUACCAAACGUUUAAGCAAAGGAGAAUGUUUGCGUUAUACUGGAGGAGACUUGAUACAUUUCAAAGCAACAUACAUGCAGGUAUCACACUGCUGGUAGCUUAACUUCAAUAAUAUGUAACUCCACGUGACAAAUCUGUCAAAUACACUAGCCGACAGCUGAAUGUUUGACAAGGAUUUGAAGUGUGCAAACCGUACCCUGGCAUCUGCUUAUGGAUAUUGCCAUUUAAUCAAACAUCCCUCUGAGUUCCAAAGUAAAAAAAUAAAUAAAAAAUGCUAGAUCUUGUUGAUAAUUACUAACACUACGAAUAGUAGUCAUAUAUGAAAAGAAACGUAAUUUACAUUAGGUAGCCGGAUGAAAAAAGGUAAUCAUUCUGGUCUGUCUUCAGAUGGAAUAAUGAGAACCACUUUACCUGAAAGCAAUGUAAACAAUGUGCUAUUAACUUUGGAAAUAAAAAGUAUGCCUUCACA
Molecule: messenger RNA, 2333 nt
Organism: Osmerus eperlanus (European smelt)
Lineage: Eukaryota; Metazoa; Chordata; Actinopteri; Osmeriformes; Osmeridae
Product: cytochrome b-c1 complex subunit 2, mitochondrial
Exons: 14
Coding region: 145-1518 (457 amino acids)
Cellular component (GO): mitochondrion
Molecular function (GO): metal ion binding
Source: RefSeq, a predicted model, not a curated record